AUGAUAUACCUUCGCUCUGCCUCAACAAAAUUCUCCACCUCAGCAGAACCAAGCAAAAUAACCCUUGCCGGCGCACCCGACAUAACCAACCACUACACGAUCUUCCCUCAAACGCUACCAUCAGGCCCACCACCAGGGUCCCCAUUUGCAAUUCCAACUAGCGAUCUUCGCCGCGAAUUCCUUCAAAUACAAGGUCUCGUCCACCCAGACAAAUAUCCGAACGGAGCAGAGAAGCAGCUUGCCGAGGGCCUGUCAGCACGUAUAAACGAAGCGUAUCGGACACUUCUAGAUCCUUUGCAGCGGGCACAGUAUAUUCUAAGGGAAUGGCACGGGAUCGACGUGACUGCGGAAGAUGCCUCAACUAAGCAUGCACUUGAUGCGGAGAUGCUGAUGGAGGUUAUGGAAGUGCAGGAGACUAUUGAGGAGGCUGGGGGGUCUGCUGAGGCAGAGGCGCAGAUCAAUGCACUUAAGAAAGAGAAUGAGGAGAGGAUUGUUCGGUGUGUUGGGAGACUCGGAGGGGCAUUUGAGAAGGGAGAUUUGGAAGCUGCGAGGAAAGAGUGUAUUCGUUUGCGGUUUUGGUAUAGUGUUGGGGAAGGGUUGAGGGAGUGGGAGCCUGGGAAUACGGAGAUUCGAUUGAUGCAUACUAGUUGA
Molecule: messenger RNA, 651 nt
Organism: Penicillium vulpinum
Lineage: Eukaryota; Fungi; Ascomycota; Eurotiomycetes; Eurotiales; Aspergillaceae
Product: J-type chaperone JAC1
Exons: 1
Coding region: 1-651 (216 amino acids)
Biological process (GO): [2Fe-2S] cluster assembly; protein complex oligomerization
Cellular component (GO): mitochondrion
Molecular function (GO): ATPase activator activity; protein-folding chaperone binding
Source: RefSeq, a predicted model, not a curated record